Messenger RNA from Clupea harengus (Atlantic herring), 14668 nucleotides. RefSeq names its product A kinase (PRKA) anchor protein 9 (gene akap9). The record is from RefSeq and is a predicted model, not a curated record. Lineage: Eukaryota; Metazoa; Chordata; Actinopteri; Clupeiformes; Clupeidae. The transcript is spliced from 58 exons. Gene Ontology annotation, biological process: signal transduction. Gene Ontology annotation, molecular function: molecular adaptor activity. Bases 669 to 14096 code for a protein of 4475 amino acids.
CUGAAUAUAUUCUCCAUGUUAUUUCAGUGUUUAUACCACGAAACAAUACAGGCUUGACAUUCAAUCAAACAUAUAUUUACCUUUCAAGUAGCUUUUAAACAAAUGCAUAAUGUGUUGAAGCCUAGACAUUUGAAGGGAUUUAUUUAUAUUUUCUGAUUAAGACAUAGUGGAUAAAAUAAUCAAAAGAUAUUUUGUAAGCCUAUAGCCUAUCACAAGCCUAAGGUCCCACAUGCUGCAAGCAUCCUCACAUUAAUUUUUCAUACAGAGGCUUUACCCAGUUGUUGCAAGUCGUUGACAUAGUUAUCUCGCAAAACUCUCUCCUGAAACAAAUGUAUAGGCAUGUGUUCAAACACAUUCCCGGUAAAAGAAAAAAAAAGAAAAAGAAAAAAGUAAAGCUUUACUAAAAAAGAAAAAAAUAGGAAGAGAAAGACACCUACGUGACGUCAUCUUAGUCAGUCUCGUGUGUUUACGUGGAUAACAUGGCGCCGACUGUGUGGCUGUCGAAUGGAGUCAGCACUUAGCCUAGUGUGAGAAUCCGACGUGCUGUUAGGGCCGAGGAUAAGACUGCUUAAUGUUCACAUCCAGUCUUAUUUAAACACUUGGCUCCUAUUCAGCGACAAUUCGCAUGAAGCCCGUUUCUUUCUCCAACAGCUACAGGGACAACGGUUAUGGAAGACGAGGAGCGACAGAAAAAGCUAGAGGCCGGCAAGGCAAAGCUGGCCGAGUACCGUCAGCGGAAAGCCCAUGCUGACGGACAGAAGAAACAGAAGAAGAAGAAGAAGAAGAAGGGGGCGGAGGAGCCCUCCGUGAGGGAUGAAGGGGCUGAUUUAGAGCCUUCGGGUGGGGAGGACGUGGGGGGAGGUGAGACCAGAGAACCCCCCCAGACGGAGUUCACCUUCGCUCGCACCCUCCGCAGAGGCGAAACCGUCAAACACGACCAGACCUAUACCAUAGAGCCUGAAAGUGAGAUGUCUACCACAGCAGAAGACUACUCCACAGAGGUCAAUGGCUGCCUUGAGAUGACAGACAAAGCCACGGAGGCUCCUCAGGACUUCCUUUGGGAAGAGGACCUGCGGCAGUCUGUGCCCCCAUCAGAUGAUCAGGACCUGCUGGGCCCUCCUCAGGACCGACUCCAGGGGAUGGACGACGAGCUGGCCGCUAAGACCCAGGCCCUGGAGGAGCUCACCGGGGAACUGGAGGACAUCCGCGCUGCCUUUGGCUCCGAGGGCAUGCAACAGCUGCAGGACUUUGAGGCGGCGCUGAAGCAGAGGGACGGCAUCAUCACCCAGCUCACCGCCAACCUGCAGCUGGCACGCAAGGAGAAGGACGAGGUCAUGAGGGAGUUCCUGGAACUGACCGAGCAAAGCCAGAAGCUCAAGAUUCAAUUCCAACAGCUGCAGGCAGGCGAGACUCUGAGGAACAGCAGUCACAGUAGCACCGCGGCCGACCUCUUCCAGGCACGUCAGCAGCUCGUACUCUACCAGCAACAGCUGGACGAGAAGGACGUGGAGGUCAAAGGUCACCAGGAGCACAGCGAGGAACAGCGGCUCCAGAUCAGCCAGCUCCAACAGCGCCUCAGCCACAUAGAAACGGUGGGCACACACGCAGAAGAGUCACUUGCACUGAAAUUACAGGACAAAGAGCAGCUGGUGGCCAAGCAGGACAGGGCCAUGUCCGAACACGAGCACUCGCUCAAACGCCUGAGGGAGGAGCUGUUCGCCUCAGAGCAGCAGCGGACCGAUCUGAGCCAGUGGCUUGCCGCUAAGACCCAGGAACUGGAGACUACUAAGGCAGAGUUUGAGAGAAACCAGGCAGAGCUUGAGAGGAACCAGGCAGAGCUUGAAUGUACCAAGGUGGACCUUGAAAGAACGAAAGUUGAUUUUGAAAAAAACAAGGUUGAGUUUGAAAGCGGUAGGUCGGAUCUUGAGAGGGUCACGAAAGAGUUUGAGAGCAGCAAGAUGGAGUUCGGCGGCAACAGGUCGGAGUUUGAGAGCUUGAAGAUGGAGUUUGAGAACAGUAGGGAGGAGCUCGCGAGCAACAAGGAGGAAAUGGAAAGCAACAGGGUGGAACUCAACGGCAACAAAGCGGAGCUUGAGAGCAGCAGGGUGGAACUUGAGAGUCUUAGGGCAGAGUAUGACAGCAGCAGGGCGGAGCUUGAGAGCAGCAGGGCGGAGCUUGAGAGUCUCAGGGCAGAGUAUGAUAGCAGCAGGGUGGAUCUUGAGAGCAGCAAGGCGGAGCUUGAGAGUCUUCGGGCAGAGUAUGACAGCAGCAGGGCGGAGCUUGAGAGCAGCAGGGCGGAGCUUGAGAGUCUUCGGGCAGAGUAUGACAGCAGCAGGGUGGAGCUUGAGAGCAGAAGGGCGGAGCUUGAGAACAACAGGGCGGAGCUUGAGAACAGCAUGGCCGAGCUUUCGUCCUCCCGGCAGAAGGAGCGUCUGUCGUCGGCGGAGAUCCUGCAGUUGAUGGGCACAGUGGAGGACCUGCAGCGGCGCUGCCACCGCGGCAGCCUCUCUGAGGGCGAGGCCCUGCAGCGGGCCGAGGAGGACGCCACCCGGCAGCUGGAUCGCCUUCGCGGCGAGCUGGACGAAAUGUACGGCGAGCAGAUCGGGCAGAUGAAGCAGGAGCUACGUGCGCAGCACGCCGCCGAGCUGGAGCGCCUGACGCAGCAGCACGCCGCCGGGCUGGAGCGUCUGACGCAACAGCACGCCACCGAGCACGAGCGCCUCCGCAGCCAGUCAAUGCAGAGCUGCGGCGAAGUGAACCAGAUGAGUGCCCGCAUCAUCGAGCUGCAGCAGAAGCUGCAAGAGUCGCAGGUGCUGCGCGAGAGGGCCCGCCAGGACCUUUCACAGACGGCCGAGGAGAAGCUCAGCCUGCAGAGCCAGGUGAAGGACCUCCACAAGGAGCUGCGCUUGGCCCGUGAGAAGGUCGAGGCAGCCUCGUUGAGCACCGUGAGUGGCCAGGGCGAGGCCGCCCGCAUCCGUGACACCGUCUCCGAGCUGCAGGCCCAGCUGGCCGAAGCGCGAGAGGCAGCGGGCGAGCUGGAGGCUAAGCACGAGUCGGAGGUGACCAACUACAAGAUCAAGCUGGAGAUGCUGGAGCGCGAGAAGGACGCGGUGCUGGACCGCAUGGCGGAGUCGCAGGAGGCCGAGCUGGAGAGGCUGCGCACAGCGCUGCUCUUCAGCCACGAGGAGGAGCUGGUGCGCCUGCGCGACGACCUGCAGCGCGAGAGCCAGCUCAACGUGGAGAACCUGCGCGACGAGCUGGGCCUGCGGCGCGCCGAGGCCCUGGAGCACCUGCGCGCCUCCCACGAGGCCCAGCUGCGGCAGGCCGAGCACGAGAAGGCCGACCUGGCGGAGGAGAGGGACGCGCUCCUCGGGGAGAUGGAGGCGCUGAAAGAGGAGCUGACGCGGGCGCUGGAGGGCUCCCGAGCCGAGGAGCUGGUGGAGCGGCUGAGGGAGAUGCAGCUGCAGAUCGAGGAGUUAAGGGAGCGAGAGAGCGAGAGACUGGACGUGGAGACGGAGAGAGAGAAAGAGGCGCGGGAGGAGCGCGACGUGCUGCUGAGGGACAUCAAAGAGCGCGAGCAGAACUGGGAGAACAAAAGCCGAGCGCUGGAGAAGGAGUCCAGGAAGAUGAGCGAGGACAACGCCGCCAUGAGGGACGAGCUGGAGCUGCUGAACGAGGACAGAGAGAUGGUGCGGUCGAAGAUGGACGCCCUCGCCACCGAGAACGAGAGCAUGCACCAGCGCGUCGACGAGCUGCGGGAGGAGAUCGAACGGCAGAGGAACACCUUCUCGUUCGCUGAGAGAAACUUCGAGGUGAACUACCAGGAGCUGAAGGACGAGUGCACGUGCCUGGCCGGUGAGAAGGCACAGCUGGACGAGAGGGUCCGCCACGACACCCUAGAGUACGAGGCCAAACUAAACGCUCUGCGCUCACAGAUCCAGCAGGUCUCAGCCACCCCGACGCCCCUUGAUGGAGGUGAGGUGGAGAAGGACACCACCGAGCUGAUGGAGAAACUUCAGACGUCAGAGAAGGAGAGAGAGAGCUUGUCCCUGCAGCUCACCGAGGCUGCUGUCCGUCUGCAGGAGAGGGAGGUGGAACUGAGGGAGAAGGAGGCGGAGCUAGAGCAGCUGGAGGAGGAGCUUCGCCUUACGCAGGAGGAGAUGGGAGAGGUCAGCGCUCGUAUCAAAAAACUGGAGACCGAGAGAGCGACAGCAAUACAAAAAGUCCAGCCAACACAGCUUCACGCACAAACGCCACCACAAACGGCACCACCGCUUCAGCAGUCCCUUGCCCCCCGUCAGAGCUCGUGCUCAGUGGAGGAGCAUCCGGUUCGCCUGGCCUCUCUGGAGCAGGAGGUGGAGGCUCUGCGAUCCCAGCUGCAGGCUGCCGAGCGGGAGAGGCGACGCGCGGACGAGCAUCACGCAGCCCUGCAGCGAGAGAAGGACGGGCUUGCCGGGCAGCUCCAUCAGCAAGCGCGAGCACAAGCACCUGUUGAGGGUCUAGCCCCCUCCACCACCACCACCUCCUCCUCCUCCUCUUCGUCCUCCCCCCACCUUUCCCUCUCGUCCGCUCUCCCUGCUGCCGUCUCGCAGUCAGCGCAGAGCAAACGCAGGCAGCGGAAGAGGCAGAGGCAGCGGCAACAGGAGACUCGCAAAGAGCAGCAAAGCACAGAGCUGCUGGAGGAGAGAGAGGGAGAAGAGGAGGAACAGGAGGAGAGAGUUCAAGAGGAGGAGAGAAAGGAGGCUGGCAGGAGAGAAGCGAGCGAGCCGGCGGAGAGGAGACGACAGGGGAUGCUGCAAAAGCACCGACUCGCCGACGGUGAGAGGCAAGGGAGCGGAGACACGAAGCAGCUCCACGUCAUGCCGUCUGCUCCACAGGAGGAGGGCAGCGUGAGUGCCGACGACAGCGAUGGUGAGACAUCAUCAACAUCCGCCGUCCGUCCGAAUGCUGAGACCGCUCGCUCAGAGGCCGGGGAUCAUGCGGAGUGUUUGCUGCGGCUGGAGGCUCAGCGCAUCAGCCUGUCUCAGAUCCAUGCGGCGCAGCUGGAGCUGCAGAGAGAGAGCUGGCAGGAGCAGACGCAGCAGCGACUGCACCCUCUGGAGCAGGAGAUGCAGCGCCUGCAGCAGGGGGAGAGAGCAUACCAAGAGGAAACCAGGUCUACAAAAUACCAGAAUGUAAUUCAGGCCAUCUCAGAAGAAUGUAAACAGGUCAUACAGUCAUUUGUUACUCUACUCGGUGAGGAGCUGCUUCUCUCUCUACCAUCUGAAGAAGAUGACGAGGAGUGGACAAGAGCAGCUGCUCCAACCACCAAAGUUACUGAUCCAAGGUCACUGGUGCAGGAGGCUAAAGAUCUGUGCAACAGCCUGUACCAGCUAAGAGACCGCAUCACACAGGAAUGCAGUCGCCUCCAGCACCUACAGGCCUCACUGAUGGCUGAUGGGGACAAGGUGGCGUCACUGCAGCAGGCCUAUGAGGAGCUGAGGAGGACCAGCGAGGAGGACAUCUCUGACCUGCGGACGCAAACCCGCGCCCCCUCCCUAACCCAGGCUUCUGCUGAUUGUCACGACCUCCAUGAGCGAGGGCAGUUGCCCGCGGCGCAGGCCGACGCCUCCGAGCGCUUAAGGGCGGAGUUCCAGGAGCGUCAGGCCCAGCUGGAGCAGCACCACCAGCAGGAGGUGGAGCGCCUCCGCAGCUACUACCAGCAGCAGGCCAAGGAGACGCAAGAGCGCUACGCCACCGAGGUCAUCCUGCUACAGCAGAGGCUCCAGGAGCUCACUGGCACAGAGGCAGAGUUCAGCAUACCGAACAUCACGGAACAUCCCAUGCCAAAAGAAGAGGAAGGUGAAGGGUUUAAGUUUGAGAAGGAUGCUGACGUAGAGGCAGAGCUGCAGGCGGCGUCUUUGAGGUCGUCAUCGUCCACGGCGGCAGGGCUGUCACGGCAGCUGCAGACGCUCAGACAGGCUCUCUACCACAAGUACCUCCAGGAGGUGACUGCCCUGAAGGAGCAGCACCGCGCCGAGCUGGAGCGCCUGCAGAGGGAGAGGCGAGGGGAGGAGGAGGAGGAGGAGGAGGAUGGAGAGGAGGAGGGGCACCCAACGGUCAACGGAGAGCAGAGGUCCAGCAAGAGACGGGGAGAGCAGCUGACCCACUCUUUGGAAAGGGUGGAGGAGGAGAUUGCUAAGGUCAUAGUGCAUAUGUCAGUGGAGUUCGCCCAGCAAAGUGAGCUGGCUCGUUUGGCCAAGCAGGCACGGGAGACCUCCUCAGCCAUGCAGACCCAGCUGCCAGAGGAGGAGCAGGAGGAGGAGGUGGUCGACGGCCUAGGGCUCCCCGCUGAGGACCUCCGGGAGGUGCGGGGGAGGCACCGGGAGGAGAUGCAGCGCGUGGAGUCUGAGCUGCGCGAGCGAACGGAGGAGCUGCACGCUCUCAGGGAGCAGCUGAGGGAGGCCGGAGGAUGGGCGGCGCAGACCCGGACGCCCGUAGCGACGGCGGCGGCGGCAGAGGAGGAGACGGUGGCAUGGGGCCCGGCAGCGCGAGCCCACGCCGAGCCCCACACAAAGGCUGAGGCGAGUGCUGGGUCGGAGGCUCUGCUGGAGGAGCUGCAGAGGGAGCUGGGGCAGCAGGAGCAGGAGCACUGCAGGGCCCUGGAGAAGCUCCGGUCCGCCCACGCCAGCCAGCUGGAGGAGCAGAGAGACCAGCAGCUCCAGCUCAGCGCCCAGCUCCAGAAACUCCACGCGCAGCUAGAACAGAGGGAGGCAGAGAUGAGAGAAGCAGAUGAGGGACAGACCGUGACGAGAGAGCGACACGCGCUGCAGAAGCAGGACUACAGCGUCCAGAGCACCUCCACACAGACAGAGCAGCAGGGCCGAGAGGAUGAAGAGGCGGAGAGGCCGAGGAAGAGGAAGGAGGAAGUAGGAAGAGGGGGCACGUCGGGAGCUCUCUCGCCAGAUCCUCAUGACACAUCCUCUGAUGUCAUCACCACAGAGAGGAACCUGCUGCGUAAGGCUAAUGAGCGGCUUCGCCAGGUGCUUACCGAUGUUCUCAAGACCACCGCUGCUGCUGAGGAGACCAUCGGGCGUCAUGUAGAGGGCCUCCUGGAGGCCACCAGCAGGGGGCAACACUCGCCCCAAAGGCCCACCUGGCAGAGGGGUCCGACCGAGACCUUCAGGCCCUUCAGUAGCCACUCCACUGGACCCACCGGAGACGGGUCGUCUGAGAGUUGCCAUGGCAGCGAGACGGCAGCGGACGACGCGAGCGUGUGGUCGGGCGAGACGGAGGUGGACGAGGGCCUGGAGAUGUCGCAGCAGCUGCUGGAGGGCUCGCUGGCCGGGGCGGUGCUGGAGAACGAGGAGUACCUGACCACCAUCAGCACCCGCCUGCAGGCCGCCGUGGAGAAGCUGCUGCUCGCCAUCACCGAGACCACCAACCAGCUGGAGCAUGCUCGUGUGACGCAGACGGAGCUGAUGCGGGAGUCCUUCCGUCACGGUGAGGAGGUGCAGGACCUGCUGAGGCGGCAGGAGGAACUGCAGGAGCAGCUCAAUGAGGAGGCGCGCGCCCGCGAGCAGCUGGCCCUGGAGCUCCACAGGGCAGAAGGUUUGAUUGACGGCUACACGGGCGAGCGGGCGGAGCUGGAGGCGCAGGUGCGUCACAAGGAGGAGCUGCGCCAGCAGCUGGAGCAGGAGCUGCAGGUGACGGGCAGCCGGCUGCAGGAGCUGGAGCACGAGCGGCAGCACAUGCAGCAGGAGCGGGAGCUGCUGUCACGCCAGCAGGACGCCAUGAGGGACGAGGCCGGGCCUCGCGAGCUGCACCUGCUGGAGGAGACGGAGAAGCUGAUGAUGGAGAAGGUGGAGGUGCAGCUGCAGGCGGAGAAGGAGAGCACCGUGCUGCAGAAGCAGCUGAAGCUUCUAGAAGCCGAGCUGGAGGAACAGGUGAACCGCGGCAUCGAGACGGAGCAGGCCCACAGCACCGAGGCCGCAGACCUGCGCCAGCAGAUCCAGGCCUUGGAGAAGCAGCUGGAGAAGAACCGCAAGUUCCUGGACGAGCAAGCGAUGGACAGGGAGCACGAGCGCGAUGUCUUCCAGCAGGAGAUCCACAAGCUGGAGCAGCAGCUGAAGAACCCUCCCAAAUCUCAGGGCGCCAGCGAGCAGAGAGACCGAGAGGUGGAGCGUCUGAACACUCAGCUGCAGGAGAAGUCGGACUGGUGCAGCGAGCUGCUGCUGCGGAGCGAGCAGCUGCAGCGGGAGGCGACCGAGCGGGACGAGGAGCUGGAGCGGCUGGGCGAGCGCGUGCACCAGCUAGAGCAGGCCCUGCUCACCAGCACAGACGCCCUGCACAGGGUGGAGGAGUCUCGGCAGCAUGCCCCCAUGACUGAGGCUGAGCAUGGCACCCUGGAGGCCCAGCUGCAGACGGAGAGGGAGGCGCUGGACAGGAAGGAGAAAGAGAUUAGUAAUCUGGAGGAGCAGCUGGAGCAGUUCCGUGAGGAGCUGGAGAACAAGAACGAGGAGGUGCAGCAGCUCCACAUGCAGCUGGAGAUCCAGAGGAAGGAGCUGAGCAGCCAGCAGCUGGAGCUGGAGGCCAAGGCCAGCCUGCUGGAGGUGAUGGAGCAGAAGGAUAGGGAGAUAGCCCUGCUCAAUGAGCAGCUGGCUAAGCUCCAGCACAUGGAGGCCACCCCCGACAACAAGGUGAUGGAGGAGCGCAGCGAGCAGGUCCGGGAGCUGGAGUCGCAGGUGGAGAUCCUGCGCAGUGAGCAGGAGCGCCUGAAGCGCAGCAGCGAAGAGGAGGUGGACCAGCUUCACGCCGUCAUCGACAAGCUCCAGCAGGAGAUCGCCAACAUCGAGCACAAGCCGCCACACAGCCUGCACACUGAGGAGGAGGAGGAGGAGGAGGAGGAAUAUCUCCGCCAGGAGGAGAUGGACGAGAUGAAGCAGCGCAUGGACGAGGUGACGCAGGAGCUGGACACGGUUAAGGCCGACUAUCAUGAGCUCCAGGAGCGCUACCACAGCCUCCGGGAGGAAGGGGCGUCUGCGGAUAAGGCCGCCACCGAGGUCCAGGAGGUGCUGAGGGAGAAGACCGCCGCCCUGGUGGUGGCCCAGGCAGAGGUGCAGGCCCUGGAGCAGAGCGCCAGCUCCCGGGUGGACGUGCUGAGCCAGCGGGUGGAGGAGCUAGAGUCCUGCGUGGAGGAGAAGGACCUGGAACUGGAUGUGUGCCGGUCCAAGGUGGUGCAGGCCCAGGCUGACGCCUCCGGCCUCCACCGCAGGGUGACCGAGCUGGAGGAUAAACUCAGGGAGAAGGUGGCCGCCAUGCUGGUCAGCCAGGCUCAGCUCGGAGCCAUCCGGGCCCAAACCAAAGAGCUCCAGCUUGGGGCCAGCAUGGAGGUGGAGGAUCUGGGUGGCCUGACAUCACUGAGCCCCCUGGGGGAGCUAGGGGCACACAGCUUCAGCUCGAUGGCAAGGACUGCCAGCAGAUCCGCACUCCCAGCGGGUAAGGUGGGCCUCCUGACGGAGAAGCUGAGGGAGCUGGAGGAGGGCCUGUGCGGCAUGCAGAAGGACCAGGAGCUCCAGAAGCAGCUGCUGUCCAGCUCGGAGGAGGAGGUGAUGGAGUACGAGAGGAGGCUGGCCGUGCUGAUGGACCUGCUCAGCCAGAUGAGGACAAAACCAACCCAGCAGAGGACAUCGCUCUCCUCAGAGGCUUCAGGAAGUGAGGCGUCUGUGCCUGAGCUCCUCCAGGAGUUGCAGGAGGUGCAGGAGAAGGGCAGGGCUACUGACGAGGAGCUGAUCAGCCUCAGGGAGCACAGCCACAAACUACAGCAGGAGCUACAGAUCAAAGAUUUAACAAUGGCUCAGCUACAAGAGGACCUCAAGGAGGCUUCUGAGGGUGGCACUGUGGAGGACCCUGCUGUUGUGUCAGAGCUGCGUCAGGAGCUGGAGGAGGUGCGUGAGGAGGCGUCCUCCACCAAAGAGGAGCUGAGUCUCUACAGGGAGCGCAGCGACAAACUACAGGAGGAGCUGCUGGCAAGAGAGAUGACCAUAGCACAGCUGAAGGACAAACUCCACCGGGCUUCUGGGGUGGACGGUGAGGGCUCUGUGACCGAGCUGCUGCAAGAGCUGCAGGAGGUGCGUGAGGAGGCAUCCUCCACCAAAGAGGAGCUGAACAGCUACCGGGAGCGAUGCGACAAGCUCCAGCAGGAGCUGCAGCUCAGGGACCUCUCCAUCGGCCAGCUCCAGGAGGAGCUGCAGAGGCUGCAGAGCGCGCUGGCACAGUCAGAAGAACAGCAGGCGGCCCAGGCGGCCCAGGCAGCCCAGGCAGCCCAUCAGCAACAACAACAACAACAACAACAACAACAACAGCAGCAGCAGCAACAGCAGCAGCAGCAGCAACAGCAGCAGCAGCAUCAGCAUCCACCCCACUCCCAGCCCAAGAAGAAAGGAGGCAAGCCAGAUCACCACAGUGGGAAGAACAAGGGAGGCGGUGGAGGGAAGGACAGGCCCUCGCUCUCAAGGAAGAACUCUGGGAUCAUGCAGCCAGAGAAGUCCCCCUCUCCCUCAUCCUCCGUGAAUGGGAAUGGUCGGGCACAGGCAGCUGUUGGCGUUGACGUGGCAACACAGACGAAUCUGGGGCCGAUGGCGGCGACAGCAGCAGCAGCAGCGGCGGUGCCUGAAGUAUCACUGGCCUCGGAGGAGGUGGCGGAGGUGAUCGGGGAGUACCAGGAGAGGAUCGGGCAGAUGCAGGAGCUCCACGCCGCCGAGAUCAUGGACAUGGAGGCCAGGCACAUCUCCGAGAGCGAGGGACUGAGGAGGGACGUGCAGGCCCUGGAGGAUGAGUGCAGAGCUCUGAAGGCCAUCAUUGACAAACUCCGGAGCUCUGAGGCUAUGCCAUCCAGACAAGAACAUGCUCCUGGACCACAGGUCAAAGAUGGCUAUACAAGUGAUAGCAGUUCGGACUGGAGCCAGCGCACCGGGUUUGACCAGCACCAAGAGUUCAGAACCACCCCUGAAGGGGCCAGACGGGACAACGAGACCGACGUUCUCCCCGACAGAAUUAAGAGUCUGUUACGUGAGGUUCACACGGAGGGCAUGCAGGUGCUCUCGCUGUCUGAGCUGCCCUGCGGGGAGGGGGCUGAGCUGGGCCCGCACCUGCCCCUCCAGGGCUGGACCAAAGAGAGGGAGGCCCUGAUGGCCACCGUGGAGUCCCUCAAAACCCUCAUCGCCAAGCUGCAGACGCACAAGGGAGCACAGGGUGCGGGUGACUGGCGCGGGGAGCUGCUGGGUGCGGUGCAGCAAGUGUUCCGGCGUGAGCGGGACGUGCUCAAGAGCGCCCUCUACAGCCAGCUGGAGAUGCUGGACACCAGCGACGCAGUCAUCCACCUCAACCAGCUGGAACACAGGCUCAGAGAACAGGAUGCUCAGCACAGGGAGGCCUUGGGCGCGCUGCACACCGCUGACAGGAACAGCCUGCUGACAGAAGUGCGGCAGCUCCGAGCCCAGAUGGAACAUCUGCAACUGGAUACGGGCGUCAGGGAGAUCAUGUCUCCAUGGCAACAGUCACAGCAGCAUCCACAAGAAGAAGAACAACAACAACAACAACAACAACAACAACAACAGCAGCAGCAGCAGCAGGAUGUGCCCAUCACCGGCGUAGCUGCUGGUUCCCAUGAGCACGAGCCUGAGAGCGGAGGGCCACAGCCCGGAGCAGGGAGCCCUCAGGACCAGCAGGCCGUGCGUGCGGAGCGUCAGCUCCUGGAGGAGAUCAAGAGUGAGCUGGCCCAGACUAGACUGGAGCUGGAGACCACGCUCAAGGCCCAACACAAACACCUGAAGGAGCUGGACACACUCAGGGCGGAGCUGACCCAGAAGGCUGCAGAGGUGGACUCUCUGAACGACAGGCUGGCGGACGAGCAGAGGGAAGCAAGGGAGAUCCAGUGGGCCCUGGAGAAGGAGAAGUGCAAGUCGGAGAAGAAGGAGGAAGGGGAGAGAGAAGAGCUGGAGGACCUGAAGCUGUCGCUGGUGGAGCAGCAGAACCUGGUGUCGGAGCUGAGCUCCAGCCUGGAGGAGGAGACGCAGCAGUGCGCCCAGCUCAAGGCCCAGUUCCAGGAGCAGCAGCGGCAGCAGGAGGCCCAGCAGGCCCAACAGCAGAGCAGAACCAAGGAGCUGCAGGUGCAGUUGGAGAGCCAGCAGGCCCAGGCCCAGGAGCUGCAGGGUGCCCUGGGGAGGGAGAGGGAGCUCAGCACGCAGCUCAGGCAGCAGAAAGCAGCCAGAAGCCCCACUGACGCUAGCGCACAAACACCAGAGGGAGACUCACCCGAUGGAGUCUCUCGGGCUGAGCGGGGCUGCAGUCAGGUGGAGGACGCGGUGGGCUCCAUGGAGGUGCUGCUGCAGUCUCUGCAGACGGAGCUGGAGCAGAAGCAGGCGCGCGUGGUGCAGCUGCUGGGCGAGCUGGAGGCGCACAAGCUGGAGGCCGUGCAGCAGGGUCGCCGCUGGGACGAGGAGCGCAGCGCGCAGGCCGCCCGGGCCGCCGAGGAGCAGCGCGCCCUGGAGGAGGCUCGCACGCAGCUGGAGCGGCUGCAGAAGAGGCAGGAGGAGACGCAGGUGCGCGUGGAGGGAGAGAAGGAGCGCGCACAGAGGCUGGAGAAGGAGAGGGACUCGCUGCAGGAGAGAGUGGCCGAGCUCAGCCAAUCAGCGGUGGGCAGGGAGGCCACGUCUCCGCCCACCAACCAGAUGGCUCAGGCGCUGUGGCGGGGAGAGGGUGGCGACCGCACCAGAGACUGGGUGCUGCAGCAGAAGAGCGGAGACGGCCUCACCCUCCACUCCAGCACACCCUCGCUGCUCGAGCAUGCUGCCGCUGGCGUCGCCGUGGCAACCGAGGCCAAAAUCAACAGCAACAGCAACAUGGACCGAGUGGUGCAGAGGCUCCAGCUCAUCGCCUCCAAGAUCAAGGGCAUGACCAGUGACGCCAGUGGCAGGUUGACAGGCGGUGAGGUGGACAGAGAGGGUCUUGCGUGGCUCCAGAGUAAUGUUGAUGAGGUGCUGUCCAUGCUACAGCACAAGCUCCCAUCACAGACACCAGCCCCAGCCCCUGAGAGCGCCGCCCUCCUGGGAGGCAGCAGCUCCAGCGUGCUGACGGAGCGCCUGCUUAGGCAGAAUGCUGAGCUGACGGGCUUCGUGAGCCGCCUGACGGAGGAGAAGAAUGACCUGCGCAACCAGCUGCUGCGCCUGGAGGACGAGCUGAGACGCCUGCGCCAGAGGGGCCUGGGCUCCGACAGCUCAAGCAGGAAGGGCGGUGAGCAUCAGGAGCUGGCGGUGCUGAGCGUGGAGCGGGAGGCGUGGGGCCGGGAGCGCACGCGCCUGGAGAAGGGCCUGCGGCUGGCAGAGGCAGAGCUGACACGUCUCAGAGGAGAGAUGCGCAACGACACGCUUAGGGACAUGAGUGGCCCUGACGCUGACAACGCAGCACUGAAGCGGAUGUACGGGAAGUAUCUGCGUGCCGAGAGCUUCCGGAAGGCUCUGAUCUACCAGAAGAAGUACCUGCUGCUGCUGCUGGGCGGCUUCCAGGAGUGCGAGGAGGCAACGCUGGCACUGAUCGCCCGCAUGGGCGGCCACCCGUCGCCCGCCUGCCUGGAGAACAUCACCCAGCGCCGCCGCGGCUUCACCCGCUUCCGCUCCGCCGUCAGGGUCUCCAUCGCCCUCUCCAGGAUGCGUUUCCUGGUGAAGAGAUGGCACAAGGCCACUGGCACAGGCUCUGGCACCUCACCCUGUGUCAACAGAAACGGCCUGAGCCAGAUCACAGGUGGGGAAGGGAGGCACGACUCCCCGUUCCUGCACCCAGGCAUUGUGGAGGUGUACGGGGACCGGCGCGGGAGCAGCAGGGGCAGGACCGGCCGCGACUCCCCCCGCUCAACCCUCUCUGCCCAACACAGGUACCAUGGCGUGGCUGGGGAACCAGGUGGAGGGACACCAUGCUCUCAUCUGCUGAACUACGACCCUGACCGUGCACUUACAGACUACAUUGCCAGGCUGGAAGCACUGCAGAGGAGGCUGGGCAGUGUGCAGUCAGGUAAAGGGUCGUCUUCAUAUGCUCAAUUGCACUAUGGAAUAAGAAGAUAAAUUGACUUCUACAUUGGAACUGGCUUGAAAAAAAAAAACUACUCAGUUGCCUUUUCUUGUGCUGAGCUGCUGUGUUUUUUGUACUCUCAUGAUGACGCUAUUUAAUGUAUACUCUGUGGGACCAAAACCAUCAUUUUUUUUCCAUCUGUUCACCAGACCUAAGGGUCGCCAGCACCAGAAACUGCUUCUUCAUGUAUGUACAUUAGUCUGCUUGUUGUUAUUAUUAUUCUCAUAAUUAUUAUUAUUAUGACUAUUAUCUGUUGUGGAUGAAAUUACAAUCAUGUUUCCUAAAUGUAUAUUUGUGGAAUGCUAAUUUAAGAGAAACCUUUUAAUUUAUAUACUGUGCAAUGUAUGUUACUUGUGGGUGGGAGACUAAACACAUAGGGAAUGUUGGGCUUUACUACGAGGAGGCUGCUAAUGAACACACUACACUGUGGUUUGCCAGCACGGUUUCUUGAGACAGACUACAGAGAACAUUUGUAGUAGAGGACAUAUUUUUGUAAAGGGUAGGAGCUUUGAAUUUUAUGGGUAUUUUGUCAACAUUGAAAUAAAGAUUAAUAUAAUAUUUCAAA